Molecule: messenger RNA, 507 nt
Organism: Lactuca saligna
Lineage: Eukaryota; Viridiplantae; Streptophyta; Magnoliopsida; Asterales; Asteraceae
Source: the annotation of a GenBank genome assembly
AUGACCAACUUGCCAUAUUUAUUGAUUACUUGGUCUCUAAGGUCCUACGUGACUUUAGGAUUCCAACAGAUGGCAGUCAAUCAUGAAAUUGAAACCCAAGAACAAGUCGUCAAUCAUGAUACUGAAACUCAAGAGGAAGUGGUCAAUCAUGAAACUGAAACUCAAGAGGAAGUGAUCAAUCAUGAAGUUGAAACUGAAGAACCAGUGGGAACUUACCAUGUAGAGGAACCAAGUUGGAAAGAUGAUGUUGAGUAUAUUGUCCAAAAAUAUUGUCAACAUCAACUAGAAGUGGAUUAUCUAGUGAUUAUGGUGAGUGAUGAUAGUGGAGAGGCUUUUUGUUUUGAGAGUAGAUUUGGUUCUGAGGGUAGUGGAGAUGAUUCUGAUGAUAGUGACUACAAUGUGGAUGAGUCCCACAUACAAUUUGAUGUUGAUGUAGACAUUACUGAAUUCCAUAAUGUUGUUGAUGUAGAUAAACAUGGAACCUUAAACAAUCAUUCAACAGAUUAA